Messenger RNA from Nerophis lumbriciformis (worm pipefish), 618 nucleotides. RefSeq names its product transmembrane protein 196. Lineage: Eukaryota; Metazoa; Chordata; Actinopteri; Syngnathiformes; Syngnathidae. The record is from RefSeq and is a predicted model, not a curated record.
AUGUGCUCCAGCCGCAAGAUCCUGUGGAGCCUUCUCCUGCUGUCCGUGGUGGAGGUGGGCCUGGGCGUGGCCAGCAUCGUGCUGGGGGCCGUGCGUGUCAGCUGGCUGCGUGGGCAGCACACGCCGCACCAGGGCGACGCUUCGCCGGUGUGGAGCGGACUUUGCUUUCUGCUGUGUGGGAUCAGUGGAGUGUUGUGUGCUCGAAAGAGGAGCGGCCUUACUAUGAUUUUAUUCUCGGCGUGUUGCAUCUGUGGCCUGAUCGCCGGCAUCCUCAACUUCCAGUUUGUGCGGGCCUUGAGUAAACGACCAGACUCCAUGGAGUCCAUCCACCUGGCGGCCAUGACUCUGGCCUGUCUGGGCAUCUCCUCGUGCACGUUGUCCACGUGGCUGACGUGUCGUCUGGCCAGCGCGGAGCAACAGAGGAUGUUCCUGGAGCGGGAACACUCCCUGCAUCAUUCCCAGGAGAUGACGGAGAAGGAUGUCCUGGACAACUCCAGCAGCGGCGUCCCUCAAAUCUCCUACAACGGACACGGCAGUGCGUCGCCGUGACGACGGGACCUGCAUCUUCUCAUGGCUUGCUAAGAUAAAGACAGCAUGGCUGCAGAAUGUACAGUAGGC